This is a messenger RNA of Setaria italica (foxtail millet), 2171 nucleotides long. RefSeq names its product laccase-6. The transcript has 5 exons. Gene Ontology annotation, cellular component: apoplast. Bases 148 to 1881 code for a protein of 577 amino acids. NCBI's taxonomy places the organism in Eukaryota, Viridiplantae, Streptophyta, Magnoliopsida, Poales, Poaceae. The record is from RefSeq and is a predicted model, not a curated record. Gene Ontology annotation, biological process: lignin catabolic process. Gene Ontology annotation, molecular function: hydroquinone:oxygen oxidoreductase activity; copper ion binding.
GUAUAAAGGGCAUUUGGAUUGCAUUUGUAAUCAUGGUAGGUUGAGUCAUUUGUAGCUAGUUGAUGUGAGUUCGUUAUACAUGCAUCUGAGUGAAGCCCAGACAACAGCAAAUCGUUGCUGAGUUCUUGCUGCGGCCUUGCAAAUCCCAUGCACUUCGGUAUCAUGCCGGGUUCCUGGCUGAUCCUAGUUUUGGCUGUGUCCUCUGCUGCAGUCCUUGCUCAUGCUGCUACUGUGGAGCAUACCUUCAAUGUCGCGACAUUAUGUUGGCCGCGCAUCAGCCAGCCGGGGGACGUGAGCAUCACCGCCGUGGAUGGAGUACCCGGUCCCGUGAUCGAAGCCUACGAAGGCGACACCGUGGUGGUCCACGUCAUCAACGACUCUCCACACAACGUGACAAUCCACUGGCACGGCGUGAUCCAGCGGGGCACGCCGUGGGCGGACGGCCCGGAGAUGGUGACGCAGUGCCCGAUCCGGCCGGGCACCCGCUACACGUACAGGUUCAACGUGUCCGGGCAGGAGGGCACGCUGUGGUGGCACGCGCACGCCUCCUUCCUCCGCGCCACCGUGCACGGCGCCCUCAUCAUCCGCCCGCGUGCCGGCGCCGGCGCGUACCCGUUCCCCACGCCCGACGGCGAGGCGGUCGUCCUGCUCGGAGAGUGGUGGAACGACGAGAAUGCCAUCAGCUCCAACGUGAUCGCCGACGCGUACACCAUCAACGGGAAACCCGGCGACCUCUACGCCGGCGAGACGACGGCGAACCGAAGCGCCAAGUUCGAGGUGACCCGCAACUCGACGUACCUGCUGCGGAUCAUCAACGCUGCACUCAACACGGCGUUCUUCUUCAAGGUGGCGGGGCACACGUUCACCGUCGUGGCGGCGGACGCGAGCUACACCACGUCGUACGAGACGGACGUGAUCGUCAUCGCGCCGGGGCAGACCGUCGACGCGCUCAUGGCGGCCGACGCCUCCCCGGGCCGCUACUACAUGGCGAUCUCCUCGUACCAGAGCGCGUUCCCCCCGCCGCCGGGGGGUUUCAACGGCAACGUCACCACGUCCCUCGUCGAGUACGCCGGAGCGGCGGCGCCGGGCGGCGGCCAGCAGGCGCCGGCGCUGCCUGACACGCCGGAGCCGACGGACACGGACACGGCCAACCGGUUCUACACCGGCUUGACGGCGCUCGUCCGCCCAGGUAUGCCGAGGGUGCCGCUCACCGUCGACACCCGCAUGUUCGUCACCGUCGGGCUCGGGCUCCGCUACCCGCCGUGCGAGCCCACGCAGACGACGCCGUGCCAGCCGAUCCCCGUGGCUACCAUGAACAACCAGUCGUUUGUUCUCCCAAGAGCCAUGUCGAUGCUGGACGCGCGGUACCGGAACACGCCGGACGGCGUGUACACCCGCGACUUCCCCGACCGACCGCCCGUGGAGUUCGACUACACGAACAGGACGGAGAUGGUGGUGGGCGGGGCCGCCGCGGCGCUACUGUUCCCGGGGACGCCGGCGACGAAGGUCAGGAAGCUGGAGUACAACGCGACGGUGGAGAUGGUGCUGCAGAACACGGCGCUGGUGGGGCGCGAGAGCCACCCGAUGCACCUGCACGGCUUCGACUUCUUCGUGCUGGCGCAGGGGUUCGGCAACUACGACGACGCCACGGGCUCGCAGCAGUUCAACCUCCGCAACCCGCAGGAGCGGAACACCAUCGCGGUGCCCACCGGCGGGUGGGCCGUCAUCCGCUUCGUCGCCGAUAACCCAGGAAUGUGGUUCAUGCACUGCCACAUCGACUCCCACCUCUCGAUCGGCCUCGGGAUGGUGUUCGAGGUGGAGGACGGGCCGACUCCGGACACGAAGUUGCCGCCGCCGCCGGCGGACUUGCCGCAGUGCUGAGGCUGUUCGGGUGUGCCGUGUACGUUUCGGCCAUGGAACCAGGCGGGGCCAUGCAUGGAUUGCGCCAACCAAAAUAAUGUUCCGGACGAGAAGAAGACAAGCUGUAUACUUCGAUGAUUUCGAUUUUGCGAUUGUUUGGGGUGAUAAAGUGUAAAAUACUACACCCCAUGUACGUAUUUGCAGCAACUUUUUCUAUCUUAAAAUGUGAUCCUUGAUUGAUUUUGGACCUGCAAUUUUGUAAAAAUAUUCUGAGAGCGGUUUCAGUUGCAGAAUCCUUACAUUCGAAGCGA